Molecule: messenger RNA, 1830 nt
Organism: Rhodofomes roseus
Lineage: Eukaryota; Fungi; Basidiomycota; Agaricomycetes; Polyporales; Fomitopsidaceae
Exons: 12
Coding region: 191-1804 (537 amino acids)
Molecular function (GO): Hsp90 protein binding
Source: RefSeq, a predicted model, not a curated record
UCGUGCGGAAUCGAAUCGUGACUCCGUUAUCUCGCACAUGCGUGUAAAAUCAAGCCUUUUGCUAGGUAUAUUUAAUGCAGAGCUCGAACUGCCACGCGGAGUGAUCUGAACACGGACGUCGAUAACGCGUUCAACUUGAAGUUGCUCUGACCAGUGACCGUACUACAGAGACCACGAGCUCGUGUCAACAAUGGCCGAUCCUGCAAGAGCGCAAGAGCUCAAAGCCGAAGGCAACGCGCUGUUCGCGAAGGGCGAGUACGCUGCCGCGCACCAGAAGUACGAGGAUGCCAUUCAGUACGAUGACCGGAACGCGAUACUGUACGCGAAUCGGGCGGCAUGCUCGAUUCACUUGGACAAAUUCUCUGAAGCCAAGGCCGAUGCUAAGCAGGCUGUUGAACUGGACCCGGCGUAUGCGAAGGGAUGGGCACGUAUGGCUACAGCCUGCGAUGGUCUCGGCGAAUAUGGGGAGAGUGUUAAAUGCUGGAGGAAGGCUAUGGCUGCCUUGCCGAAGGAUAACCUCACUGCUUCGGACGCGAGACAAAAGAAGCAAUGUGAAGAUGGCUUGAGAACCGCGGCCGUCAAUAUAGCGAAGGCUGCCGGUCUCGUUGACAUGGGGCAGAUGAGAGGGAAGUUUCCGUGGGAUCGCGUCAAAGCGAUAGAAAAUGAAUUGCACGCCGGUUUGCCUGCGAACGCUGGCAGCAGUGCCUGGCUCAUGCUGCGUGCUGCGAAGUUAUGGGAUCGAGGUAUGCAGGCUAUGAUGCAGCAGAGAACGCGAAUCGGCCCUACUGGAGAAGAAUUCGGGGGCUGCCCUGGUGCCCUGACUGACCUCACGGAUGCGAUUCUCACCGACUCGCGGAUCUUCCGCAUGGAGGGAUCAUGGAUGGACAUGUACAAUAAACAAGUGAUGUUGGAAACGAUGAACUCGGGCGCGUGGCCUGCACUUCCAAUGGCAAAAAUUCAAGAAGAGGCAAUGAUGCGGCAGCAAGAACAUGGGUGGGAUGCAGCUCGUCUUGCCGUCGAUGUUACUAUCCGCAUAUGGCUGAUGCAAGGAUUUGUCGCUAGCAAUACCGGGACAGACACACAGACAUCCUUGCGUCCCUUCAAUUUGAUUUUGGAACUACUCAACUGGGGGCAGACAUCGUCGUGGGGAAACAGCUCUACAAAGGACAAGGGCAACGUCUUUGAGGAUUACUUUGUCCGUGGCGUCCGCAAGCUGAGGAUGGAAGCGAUGAUGGCUCAUUGUGCGAAAAGUCCACCCCAGGGUCUAGAAGCAGCCUUGAAAGCCUUGUAUGAAGAGGCACAGAUUGUGAUGCAAGAGGUUGGGCCGUCCUUGCCCGAAGGCGAACAUGAACCAGGCUUUGUAUCGGCGUUUGGCAUCUACCCCAAGGCCCACGCAUAUACUGCGAUUGGGUUUUAUCACCAGCAGACAGUCUAUCGUUACAAGUCGCAAAGUGACUACGAGAUCGUGUGCGAACACUCCUUCAAGGCAUACCAGGCUUACCGGGAGGCAGCCAUGCUCUUCCCCAAGGAUGAUGAAUCACGCGCCUGGUUCAUCGUCAUUGCAUUCCAAUCGCUGCAGCAGGCUAGAAGUACAUUCAAAGUGGCCCUGCAUGUUAUGGAGGAACUUCGACUCGCUCUUCCGGAAACCCACAAGAUCUGGGAAUUCUCGCAAAUUGCUGUACGAGGUAAAGACAAAGCAUGUAAGGACAUCUUGCAGCUGGAGCAGAAGAUGAGGAAGGAUCUGGGCGACGGUAGAAUUACGCUUGAGGACCACAUGCCUGCAGGCUACUCCCUCACGUCGUGAUUGAAUGUUGUCACACAGUAAACGAG